AUGACCGUGUAAGAGGUGACCAAAGCCAGGAAACAGGGCACAGCUGGGCAGUGACAGAGUCACAGAGGUCGUGAAGAAGAUUCUUUGGUAAUUGUGCAAACAUAAGCCAGAUUCGUGACCUUUCUGUUCUUCGGGACACCAGGGUCAGAAUCAUCUUCCCUCAUGGAUGGCCUGUGGAAUGAAGAUUGUUAAAGCUACUGCUGAGCCCAUGUUGACUACAGGCUUUCCUUGAUUUCCGGUAGGGUAUUGGAAGCCAGUACAAACCAACUUCAGCACACAACUGAUGCCAAAUCAGUCUGAGGAGAACAAGUCACGCCACGUGCAAUUCCAGAUGGGGACAUCUUCACCUGCGUGGUCCAAGGAGCCUAGCAGAACUGCCACACCCCCACAAAGUCAAGAGCAAAUAUCCAAGGAGCACUCCAACAAUUUGAAACCAUCCUCUUUCUCCAUGCCAUAAGAAGAACGGGAUCAUCCAAGACAUCAAAUGAUGUCUCUCUUAGUGCUUCUGCAGGCAAUCCCUGCCUCUCCAAGAGAUUCUACCUUACGCCACCUCAAAUCAAAACCACUGUCUUCUGCUGACUCUGCCUGGAAAAGGAGCUUCUCCCUCAGACCCACCACUGCAGCCCCCCUGUUCCCAUGCAGGCCAGCCAGAACACCCAGAGCCACACAGAGAGAGCCAUAGAAAGUACCAUCCAUCCUUCCUGAAAGAAAUUAUUCUUCCUUCUGAAAAUCAGACCCUGGUCAUGAGAUGAAACCAUUCUCUCACCACCUCCUGUGGAUACUUCCCUUGUCUGACUCCACCACUCAUCCCGACAUACUACAGAAAGACAUGAGAGAGACCAAAAACACAUCCCUGGACACCGUCGUGACAGGCUUCAUUCUCCUGGGCUUACCUCACCCCCCCAGUCUGAGGACCCUCCUCUUCCUGGUCUUCUUCAUCAUUUACAUCCUGACUCAACUGGGGAACCUGCUCAUUCUGCUCACCGUGUGGGCUGACCCAAAGCUCCACGCUCGCCCCAUGUACAUUCUUCUGGGCGUGCUCUCAUUCCUGGACAUGUGGCUCUCCUCAGUCAUUGUCCCUCGGCUAAUAUUGGAUUUUACUCCUGCCAGCAAGGCAAUGCCCUUUGGUGGCUGUGUGGCUCAACUGUAUUUCUUUCACUUCCUGGGCAGCACCCAGUGUUUCCUCUACACCUUGAUGGCCUACGACAGGUACCUGGCAAUAUGCCAGCCCCUGCACUACCCCGUGCUCAUGAAUGGGAGGUUAUGCACCAUCCUCGUGGCUGGGGCUUGGGUGGCCGGCUCCAUCCAUGGGUCUGUCCAGGCCACCCUGACCUUCCGUCUGCCAUACUGUGGGCCCAACCAAGUGGAUUAUUUUUUCUGUGACAUCCCUGCAGUAUUGAGGCUGGCCUGUGCUGACACGACCGUCAAUGAGCUUGUGACCUUUGUGGACAUUGGGGUGGUGGCUGCCAGUUGCUUCAUGUUAAUUCUGCUCUCCUACGCCUGCAUAGUCCGCGCCAUCCUCAAGAUACGCACUGCUGACGGGCGGCGCCGAGCCUUCUCCACCUGCGGCUCCCACCUAACCGUGGUCACAGUCUACUAUGUCCCCUGCAUUUUCACCUACCUCAGGGCUGGCUCCAAGAGUCCCCUGGAUGGGGCAGUGGCUGUGUUUUACACUGUUGUCACUCCAUUACUGAACCCCCUCAUCUAUACCCUGAGGAACCAGGAAGUGAAGUCCGCUCUGAAGAGAAUAACAGCAGGUGGAAAGGCCACCAGAGAAAACAAGUAACUACAGGCCCAGGGACUUCCUGCCUCACCAUUGCUACCACACCUCUCAGCUUCUGCUGCGUGUGGCAAACGUUCAAAAAUAUAUGUUGGCUUAAGCUGAACUGGAUGUAAUUCUACUAAGAAGCUUCUAGUGCUAUAUUUAACCGCAAUAAAUUGGCCAGAGCUGUUUUAUACUUUUCCGAUACACCUCUCAGGAGAAAGCACACUCUACACAAAUGUUGAAUAUGAGGAGUAAUGCCCUAUCUAGGAGGAGGGGGAUUAUUCCAGAAAAAUUGGGGAAUACCAGUAUAAUGCUACCCUACCACCCUCCAUCCAUUGCUUCAGUCAUAAUUUCCCAGGCCUCUAGGCACUUGGAUCGCUUUGCUCACAUCAGGGAGAUGAAUCACCUACCAACAUUCACUUCGGAAUUUUAAGUGAGAAGAAAAUAAACCUCUAAUCCUUUAAAUCAAGGAUUUGUUAAUGGAUUACUUUAUCGCAGGAGCCUUACCUCAUCCUUAUUAAUAUUUCACUCAAUCAGCAAUUUUUUAAAAAUUAGAACCAGGAAAGACUUUCAAACUACAUCUAAAUUGUCCAAAGUAUCCAGAAAAAACUCUUGGCCAAUUAUCAUAAUGCCAAAUAGACAAAGAUCUGGAAGUCACCUGGUUAGUGAUUCAGUGGACCAAUCAGUUAAUCACACAAUAUCCCUCUGACCAGGCCAGGGUGAUAGAAAUGACCUUGACUUACCCACUGUGACCUGUCAUGGUCUUAUCUAGAAGAACAAGAAAAUAUGGAGACAGAGGACUCAGUUGCAAUAUAAGAGAAAGUGUCAAUAGCUCUUUUAGAAAAUGAGGGACCAGGUAAAUGUGUUCUUUCAUUUACUCACAGUUUUUUCACUCAUUUAGAUGUGCGAGGUCAUGCUAGUCCAAUUUUCUUUUGCAGAUAUUUUUUAUUGUGGUAAAAUACACAUAACAGUUACCAUCUUAAUCAUUUUAAGUGUAUCCUUGUGUGGUAUUAAAUACAUUCAUGUUGUUGGCAACCAUCACCACGAUCCAUCCCCAGAACUCCUUUCAUCUUUUAAAACUUAAAAGAUAUGCCCAUUAAACAAUAACCAUCCAUUGUCCCCUUCCCCCAGCCCUGACAACAACCAUUCUACUUUCUGUCUCUAUGAUUUUGACUCUUCUAAGUACUUUAUAUAAGUGGAAUUAUACAAUAGCCAUCUUAUGUUAUUGGCUUGUUUCACUUAGCUUAAUGCCCCCAAGAUUCAUUCAUGUCAUAGCAUACUGCAGAAUCUCCUUCCUUCUUAAGGCUGACUAACAGUCCACUGUAUAUAUAUGCAUGUAUACACACACACGCACACACACACACAUAUAUACAUAUAUAUACAUAUAUAUGUGUAUAUAUCCCAUUUUGUUUAUCCAUUUAUCCAUCAAUGGACUCUGGGAUUGCUUCCAUGUUUCUCUAUUAUGAAUAAUGCUACUGUGACUAUG
This is a messenger RNA of Felis catus (domestic cat), 3251 nucleotides long. RefSeq names its product olfactory receptor 10G2. The transcript has 7 exons. The coding region runs from base 749 to 1786 and encodes 345 amino acids. Gene Ontology annotation, molecular function: olfactory receptor activity; G protein-coupled receptor activity. Gene Ontology annotation, biological process: G protein-coupled receptor signaling pathway. Gene Ontology annotation, cellular component: membrane. Lineage: Eukaryota; Metazoa; Chordata; Mammalia; Carnivora; Felidae. The record is from RefSeq and is a predicted model, not a curated record.